GGACGCAUAGCUCACAUCCGGGGUUGGUUUAUUCUAAUAACGAAACGUCCAACCCGGAAAAAAAAGACAAGUCUUCUGUAAUCCGAUCACACAAACAAACAGGCGAGAGUGUGGCAGUGCGGUGCACGCCGGCUUUGUUAAUGUACGCUGAUUGUAAAAGUUCUUCAAACUUUAUUUACCAUGCGUAAAAACAUUUGCCAAACUCGCUUCUCUCCUGUCUGCUUCGGAGCCGUGCGGGGCGCUGGCUGUGGCGCACACUGACUCUCCACAGCGGUGAUAUGUGAUAGCAGCAGCAUGCCGUACGUGGACCGACUGCACCGUGUAUGCGGCUUCCUGGACAUCGAGGAGAAGGAGAACAGCUGCCGCUUCCAGAGGCGAUACUUCAUCCUCGACACGCAGGGAAAUGCUCUGCUGUGGUACAUGGACAACCCUCAGAAUCUUCCCAGUGGAGCGAGCUUUGUUGGCAGCCUGAAACUAACCUACAUCUCUAAGGUGAGUGAAGCGACAGCGAAGCAAAAACCCAAGACAGAGUACUGCUUUGUCAUUAAUGCAGUUUCCCGGCGGUACUACCUCCAAGCCAACGAUGUGACUGACAUGAGGGACUGGGUGGCUGCCCUCAACAAAGCCAGCAAGAUCACGGUUCCUAAGGCUGGCCCUGCACCUCCGAGGUCCGACGUUACCACAGUAAUCAGUGACACUCAGGGAGGAAAGAAACAGCAGGCCUACAAGACGGAGAUCAUUGGUGGUGUGGUGGUGCACACUCCCAUCCAGAAUGAGAGCGAGGAGACAGAAGGCAGGGAGAGGAAGGGCAACAGGCCAGGCGUGCUGAGGUGCGGUUACUGUGUCAAACAGGGAAAUGUGAGGAAGAGCUGGAAGAGGAGGUUUUUCACCCUGGAUGAUAAUGCGGUCAGUUACUACAAGUCCGAGAUGGAUAAGGAGCCUCUCCGAGCUAUUCCACUGAGGGACAUUCAGAAGGUCCAUGAAUGUCUCGUGAAGUCAGGGGAUCUCCUGCUGAGAGACAACCUGUUUGAGAUCAUCACCGGCUCCCGAACCUUCUACAUUCAGACAGACUCUCCAGAGGAGAUGCAUGGCUGGAUCAGGGACAUUGAGAUGAAGAUCCAGGACUUCAGAGGUCCCCCAAAGGGUUUUGGAUUUAAACGUGCGUCCUCUCUCUAUCGAAGUCACAAUGCCUCCUCAUCGUCUCGAGGUCAACAGAGCGAGGAGCGCAGACCUCCACUGGUCAAGUCCUGCUCUGUGGCCCCGGGCUGGCAGCCCUGGAUGCCCGUCCCACAGUGUGAGCCCUCCAUCCUGGAUGCAGAGGAUGAAGACAGUGCUUUCAGCUCUGUGCCCACCUUCCCCUCCCUCUCCUCUUCCUCCACUUCUUCCUCCACAUCAUCCUCUUCUAACUCCCUCUCCACCCCGACCCCUUGCCCAAACGUUCCUCCCACAGCUUCAGGCAGCGGAUUGGGGAUCCUCACAGCAUCAGGAGAUGUGGCUAGCGGGCGUCGGAGGCACCGCUCGCAGCCUCAGCCUCACAGCGGCUGCAGCUUCCCCUUCAGCCUGGAUGAUGACGGCAUCCGCACCACAGACGUCUAGUUCAAUGAAGUCUCUCCAGACUCCUGUGUGGACUUAAGUGUUGGUACCUGCUUUAAAAUGAAUGUGACUGGUAAUAAUAGUAUUCCUUGCUAAUGAAGUGACACUGUGACCAUCUGCCUCAAUGCCAUGAUGUGACAUUGGGGCUCCCUGCUGGUCUUGUAGCUCCACUGCAGACGAAGGAAGCAUCCAGCUGGAAGGGGGACCAAGGGGCCGCAGUGUUUGUUGUUGUUGACAGGACUGUGAAAGAGUAUGGUGGAGUGUUUUUAGUGCAACUUCCUCUGAAAACUUGAAUAAUCUUGUUAUUAAUUUUUGAAUUAUGGCACAUGCUUUCAAUCUGUUGCACUUGGCUCCUGUCAGAGAUGUAACUCUGUCAUCAAACACACGUUUUCACCUCUGCCGCUGCAAGUAUUCACGAAGAAGUGUUUAAAGGCAUUUUAACACAUUAUUAUCCAUAAUUUUAUAUAUUCAAGCUUAUGUCCACUAAUACUUUAAAAUAAUAAUUAUUUGUUUCUUUGAGCCCAGCAGUGUUUCUCCCCUCUUUUGUUUCCUGAGACGCAUUUAUUUCAUAAAAAAGCCUCACAUUAACUUACCGUCAUUAAUAAUUAACAAGCAUUUAUUACUAACAUCUAAUUAGGUGUCUGGGGGUGGGGGGGAAGUAUCCUGUAGGUCUCUUUAAAAGAAAGAAAAGAAGGUACAUGCACUUACAUGCCAGCUGACCGAGGACUUCUCUGUCGCUGUAGCCGGUGCAGACAGAGAAGAUGGAGUCAGCAGCAGCUUGUAUGUUUUAAACAGGAGCUUUUUAAUACUUGGCUUAAAGAUCAAUUGUCAGUAAACUGUGACUCCUUUUUAACAGGGUACCAUGAUGAUACAGCAGUGUUUAGAUGGUACUUGUUAGCAGAAUGUACUGCCAGCUUUGUAAAUGUGAUUUUUCUCGUUGCAGCAUUUUGUGAGGAAGAUGUGCCACUACUUCUGGUAAUUUAAUUUGUAAUUCCGCACUUUGCUUUUCUUAUUUUUACUUGAGUGUUUUUGUUUUUUUUUUGUCACAUUGCUCACAGCAGAUAUUACAGCUUCCUCUGAGACGAGGCCUCAGUUACUUUGUGUCGUUACACCGACAGUCUUCUCAAGUUCACCUCAAGACUUCUGUGAUGUGGUACCAUGUUCACGUCUACUUCCGUUUUCUGAAGCUGUGUGCACUCGUCUGCCUGCAUAUGAAGAUAAUUUUCUUUCUUGUACAUUAAAUGAUGCUUUUUAUUUG
Larimichthys crocea (large yellow croaker) is the source of this 2851-nucleotide messenger RNA. RefSeq names its product pleckstrin homology domain containing A2 (gene plekha2). NCBI's taxonomy places the organism in Eukaryota, Metazoa, Chordata, Actinopteri, Sciaenidae. The transcript has 12 exons. The coding region runs from base 295 to 1596 and encodes 433 amino acids. The record is from RefSeq and is a predicted model, not a curated record.